Molecule: messenger RNA, 2449 nt
Organism: Piliocolobus tephrosceles (Ugandan red Colobus)
Lineage: Eukaryota; Metazoa; Chordata; Mammalia; Primates; Cercopithecidae
Gene: EXOC3L1
Product: exocyst complex component 3 like 1
Exons: 12
Coding region: 113-2434 (773 amino acids)
Biological process (GO): exocyst localization; exocytosis
Cellular component (GO): exocyst
Molecular function (GO): SNARE binding
Source: RefSeq, a predicted model, not a curated record
AACCUCCUUCCUCCUUCUCAGAAGGGCUUAGACAGAGGCAGCAGCUCAGGGGGGCAUCUACUCUGCCUGCUUGCUCUGGACCCACCUCAGCUCUGGCUCCUCCAGGCCGGCAAUGGACUCAGCAGCCAAGGAUGAGAUGCAGCCAGAGUUGUCCCCUGGGCCUGAGUGGCCGGAGCAGGAGCGGGCAGAGCAGCUGGCCCGGGGUGCAGCGCUUAAGUGGGCCUCGGGCAUCUUCUACCGGCCGGAGCAGCUGGCCAGGCUAGGCCAGUACCGCAGCCGCGAGGUGCAGCGUACCUGCUCCCUGGAAGCACGCCUCAAGUCAGUGGUGCAGUCAUACCUGGAAGGCGUGCAGACUGGUGUGUGGCAGCUGGCCCGGGCCAUUGAGGCGGUGCAGGGAACCCGGGAGGCCCUGAGCCAGGCCCGUGGGUUGCUCCAGGGCAUGUCCCAGGCCUUACGGACUCUGGAGCCUCUACGGGAGCGGGUUGCCCAGUACAAGCAACUGCAGGCCCUGUCUCACUUGCUGCCUCGGCUGCGGGCAGUGCCAGCUGCAGUGGCCCACACACAGACCCUGAUUGAUGCCCAACAGUUCUUGGAGGCAUAUGUGAGCCUUCGGGAGCUGGAGCAGCUGCGAGAGGAUACGUGGGCACCCCUGGGGGGCCUGGAGUUGCCAGUCUUCCAGGGGCUGGACCUUCUGUUCGAGGCACUGGGCCAGGCUCUGGAAGCAGCUGCAGGGGCCGCGGGGAAGCUGGCACGGGAGGACCCAGCCCUGCUGGUGGCUGCUGUGCGUGUGGCGGAGGUGGAGACUGGACGAACAACCCCCCUGGGCCAGGUCCCCCGGGACUGGCGGCAGCGCUGUCUGAGAGCGCUACAGGAGGGCCUGGAGCAGACCCACUUUGGGUCACCUCUGCUGCCUGCGCCAGGGGCCCUACCAGGGUGGCUGGAGGCUCUGCGAGUGGCCCUGCCAGUUGAGUUGGCCACAGCUGAGGCACUAGUAGCACCUUGCUGCCCGCCGCAGUACAAUGUGGUCCAGCUAUGGGCCCACACACUGCAUAGCGGUCUGCGCCGCAGCCUGCAGCACCUCCUUGCAGGGCCGGAGCUGGAAGCUGCGGAUGCCUUCGCCUUGCUGCACUGGGCACUGCAUGUGUACCUGGGGCAGGAAAUGAUGGGGAGCCUGGAGUUGGGGCCUGAGGCUGAUGUGUCACAGCUGGAGCCCCUCCUGACCUUGGAGAACAUUGAGCAGCUGGAGGCAACAUUUGUGGCCAACGUCCAGGCAAGUGUGUCCCAGUGGCUGCAGAAUGCGCUGGAUGGGGAGGUAGCUGAGUGGGGCCGGGAGCAGGGGCCCAACACGGACCCGUCUGGCUCCUAUUACUCACCAAUGCCAGCCAUCGUGCUGCAGAUCCUGGAAGAGAACAUUCAUGUGGCCAGCCUGGUCAGUGAGUCACUACAACAGCGAGUGCAUGGCAUGGCACUGUCAGAACUGGGCACAUUCCUAAGGAGCUUCAGUGAUGCUCUGAUCCGAUUCUCCCGAGACCACCUCAGGGGGAAAGCAAUGGCCCCUCAUUACGUGCCCUACCUACUGGCCGCCCUCAACCAUCAGUCAGCACUCAGCUCCUCAGUGUCUGUCCUGCAGCUGGACGGGGCGCCUUCAGGGGCCUUGGCUCCGGUGGAAGCUGCGCUGGACAAGUUACAGAGGAGGAUCUGCCGCCUGGUGUUGGAGGCGCUGCAGGCGGAGCUCCAGCCCCUGUUCGCGGACCUGCCCUCGCGCCAGUGGCUGUCGAGCCCUGAGCUGCUGGAAAGUGUGUGCGAACGGACAGGGCGCUUCUGCCAGGACUUCGGGCGCGUGCGGAACCCCACGGUUCAGCUGCUACUGGCUGAGGCCGAGCGCGCCGUGGUGCUCCAGUACCUACGCGCGCUGAUGCAAGGCCGCCUGGUGUGCCGCGGAGCCGACGAGAGGACCCAGGCGGCCGAGCGCCUGCGGCACGAUGCUGCCCAGCUUCAGCAGCUUUUCCUCGGUUUGGGCCUGGAGGAGAACGCGCAGUGCGCGCCGGUGCUGCUCGCCCUGAGGGAGCUGCUAAACCUCCGUGACCCCGCACUGCUGGGCCUGGAGGUGGCUGGCCUGCAGCAACAGUUUCCCGACGUGAGGUGCGGACGGGGGUCCAGGAGGGAGGAGAAGCCGGAGGGCGGGGAGAACGGGGCUGACACGCCUCCUUGGUGCCCUGGCAGCGAGGACCACGUCUCCGCCCUCUUGGGCCUGCGCGGUGACUUGUCCCGGGAGCAGCAACUGGUCGCUCUCAGCUCGCUUCAGGCUGCGCUGCCGCCCUCGCCCCGCGCUAGCCGCCGCGCCCUCUUCAGCCUAGUGCCCGCCCCCGCGCCCGCGCCGGCCUCCUGCCUGCCCUCGGGGUCCUGCGCCCGAGCCCUGCUGCUCUCAGAAUAAAUCACGGCUCCCGGA